Messenger RNA from Trichobilharzia regenti, 1830 nucleotides. NCBI's taxonomy places the organism in Eukaryota, Metazoa, Platyhelminthes, Trematoda, Strigeidida, Schistosomatidae. The record is from the annotation of a GenBank genome assembly.
AUAGUCAGAACUCGGCUACCAACAACUCAGGGUCUUCAGAGUAUGGCACACAAACAAAUUUCGACCGGAUAUAUGGUACAAGUCUGCUGGGAACUAACCCAAAAUGCAGUACACACGAAACCCACACAAGGACACAACUAGCAUCAAACAAUAGGUGGAAUAAUAAGCCAUGGUCAUCACAAGGAUCCAAUCAUUUUUUAUCCCCCGCGUCCCUGUCAGCGUUGAAAAAACAGCUGGUAGGGAUGUUAACACUCCUAAACCACUAGUGCUGGCUCCCUCCUUGCAUGAAAACAGGAACGGUCUAGUGCACCCGUAUCCAUUGGACACACUUGACACUUGCACAAGUAUAGGCCAAAUAAAGAACCCUACCCACUUCUGUAACCUAACUAAAAAUAAAAGUUCCUUAGUCUAUAGCAAAUCCAGUACUCCAACUCCUAAUUCUCCACCGAAAACAGCACACAACAACUCGAUAGACAUAGGUGAGCAUGAUGCUGGAACUCCUCUUAACAUAGGAUCGUCAUGUCCAGCAGAACUACUGGGUGCUGAACCAUAUUCGGGGCUGACUAACGAACUUAAAUACUUCAAAUGCUACUUCAACUCUCAUCUUUACGUAAUCCUCAUAAAUGCUAGAUCUGUUCUAAAUAAAUUGCCGAUGCUCAGAGCACUCACAGUAAUAUACAAACCCCCUGUAAUUGUCAUCACUGAAUCUUGGUGUCAUUCGGACAUUCUGGAUGAAGAAAUAAGCUUAGAUAACUACACACACUUUCGGUGUGACAGGGAAGGUGGUAAGGGAGGGGGUUGUCUCAUGUACUUUCUGAAUGCACUUACUGUAUCACAGCUAGAAAGUAGUACACUUAACAUGCCUGAGACUCUAUGGGUUAAUGUACACUUAAAUAACGUAACAGCAUUAAUUGGAUGCUCCUACAGAGCACCUGGCACCUUUAGUAAUUACGAGACCCAACUUAUUAAUACUCUGGAGCAAUUAACCGACUUACAAUACGAUCAUAAGAUCCUAUGUGGGGACUUUAACUUACCUGAAAUCAACUGGGAUAUACCCACAGGUCCAACUAAAUUUGAUAAGUUCUUAGGCACACUGGAUAUACUUGGCUGGAAACAAACUGUCACUACUCCCACAAGAGGUAACAACGUACUAGACUUAAUCUUCUGCCACAAUAUAAGCCCCCUUUCAACGCUAGUAGGUUCUGAGUUCCCAGGGAGCGACCACAAAACAGUAAUGUGUGCACUGCCAAUUCCGCUGAGUAGCAAUGCAUCUCAUACCUCCACUUCACAACAAGUAAUAUAUAGGAACUAUAGUAAGGCAAACUGGGCCUUAGUAGAAUCGAUGCUAAGAUCCUCCAAAUGGGAUGAAUACUUCACUACUGAUGACCUAUCGAGAGCCCUAACCAUCUUCUACCAUAACUCAAACAUAUGCUUAGAUGCUGUCAUUCCACUCCAAACACUAAAGGUUUCCCCACACAGAAAGUCAUUCAUAAAACCAAAGGAUCGUAAGAAACUGAAGAAACUCUCAACAAGUUACUUCAAACACCACGACUUUGGCACUCUAGGUCUAAUACUUAAAACCCUUAGCUCCAUCACACAAGCUCAAGAUUUCCGUAUGAGAAAGGAAGAACGCAUCGCAGUAGCCAGUCCUGCUAGAGUGUAUGCACUCACAGAAAUCUUAAGGAAGCGAAUGAAUCGCAAAAAUCACAGCAUUUCUCUCCUCAUAGACAAAGGCAGGCUAUGCACUAACUCUGCAGACAUAUGUGAACUAUUCAACAAAACGUUUGCAGGUAACUACCUUAAGCCCUCAGUCCAGCUACUCGAUAUACA